GACCAAUUUAGACAUCCGAUCUAGCGAUGAGAGGGUUAUUUGAAGACUAGAUGCUUGUCUCUCACCCAACUUCAAAGUCCUAGGUUCCUCCCCAUUGCAGAACAUUUAGGAACAUGUGCCCUGGCCAUUUUUCACCGAUAGCAUAAUGACUACCAAAACAAGUUACGCCGACCGUCCUAUUCCACAGAUCUCACUGCGCGACUUUGAAGCAAGAAUUGAUGAAAUUACUUCCGAGCUCAUUGAUGCCGCCGAGAAUGUCGGCUUCUUCACCGUUGUCGACCACGGCCUCUCCAAUGAUGACAUCGAAAAAAUGUUCUCCAAUUCCCAGCGGUUCUUCAACCUUCCUGACAACGUCAAAGCGACAGUUCCAUGGAGCUCGAAAAAUGUAGGAUGGGAGAAGAACUCACAAAUCCGCCCGUCUACAGGAAUGCCCGACACGAAGGAGUCAUAUCAACUUCAGUUUGGUGAAAAUAUGAACGAUGUUUGGAUUGAUGAAAGUCAUCUUGCCGGCUUUCAGACAACUUCUCUCGAAUUCAUGAGCCGCGUUCAAGAAGUCUCAGAAAAGCUUAUGCGCUGUUUUGCUCUCGGGCUGGGCUUUUCCGAAGACUUCUUCAUUAAAGCACAUGACGUGUCCCGACCGAACUCUCAAACUGUCUGUAGAUUAUUACACUACUUUGCCCUACCCCAAGAGUCUGACGGAAAAGUCUAUCAUCGAGCAGGCGCACAUGCAGAUUGGGAUUUCCUCACAUUGCUGUUUCAAAAGGAGGGACAGAGUGGUUUGGAGAUAUGCCCUGGUCGUGAAGUUGUAACGGAAUUUGGCAUUGGCGAUACUUGGACCAAGAUUGAAGCCAAGACGGGAGAAAUUGUUUGCAAUAUUGGCGAUCUGCUCAUGUCGUGGUCUGACGAUCGUUUCAAAUCGACCUUCCAUCGCGUUAAAGCCCCUAGCGAGCCUGAAGACUUUUACGGAGACCGGUACAGUAUUGCCUUUUUCAAUCAACCUUGCACGGAUGCAACUAUCCAGGGGCCAUUGAAAAAGUACCCCAUGGUCACCGGUCAACAAUUCACGGCAAACGCAAUGAGACGAAAUUUCGCGGCUUUACAAGAAAAGUUAAAAUCGAUUGAAUCUUCUGCGUGAGUCACCAACAUGCUAGCAGCAAGAUUCAAUGGCAUAGCUUCUUAGGCAUUCAGGGAUUGCAAAGUAUAGGAAAUGUUAACUGGUGCACGUGGCACUCCUCAUAUUUUAUAGGAUGUAUCAAAAUAUACAUUUGGACAUCCAUCGAUUCUAGGGCUGGUUAUUUAGUUAGUUGAUAUUCGAAAACUUAUUCCCGUUAUUAAUGUCAUUAAGCGAGGUCAAAAGGAGAGUCUGACAGAGAAAACAUUUUUCUUUUAUCUUCAA
Molecule: messenger RNA, 1396 nt
Organism: Talaromyces proteolyticus
Lineage: Eukaryota; Fungi; Ascomycota; Eurotiomycetes; Eurotiales; Trichocomaceae
Product: putative gibberellin 20 oxidase
Exons: 3
Coding region: 146-1135 (329 amino acids)
Molecular function (GO): dioxygenase activity
Source: RefSeq, a predicted model, not a curated record